AUGUUGGAAUUGGGCACUUGUUCGGUCAGCGCUCAGGCCCUCUCUGACCACAAUGCCCUGGCAGUCCCGUCUUUCAGUCAGGGCAUGUGUGGAGGGAGCCUGCCAUCGCAAAGUUUCCUCCUCCAGCCUCAGGACCCAGAGAGCUGGCUCAAGCACCGGGGAACCCUGGAGGACGGCUCCCACCCCUGUACACUCCUGGAGCCCCAGAGCCUGGCUGACAGCUUCUUGUCCCAUGCAUGCAGUUUUGACACACUCUAUGUCCCUCAUGCCCAUCCCAUGGGUCUGGCACCAUCCUCCCUGGAUCUUGGAGGAUCAUGUGAGGGUGCGGCCUCAUUAUGUCUGGACCCCGUCGUGCCCGUCAGCCCGAAUAUCAUUAAACGGCGCAGGGGGGGACUCAUUGAACAACGGGACAUCGUUAAAGCACACGAGGCACACAAGAUCCAGAGCACCCCACAGGCCCGGCGCAAGGAAUGGGAAAUGGCUCGCUUUGGAGAAGACGUUCCCGGGGAUGGGGGAUCGGUGCGCAGUCGGAACCGGGAUGCACCGGCAGUAUCCACAGGUGCAGUUUCACCAGCCUUCAAACAGACCAAAGCGCAACGAGCCCGAACCAUGGCCUUAUACAACCCCAUCCCGGUCCGACAGAACUGCUUUACCGUCAACAGAUCGCUCUUCAUCUUUGGAGAGGACAACAUCGUUAGGAAGUAUGCUAAAAAGAUCAUAGAAUGGCCAUAUCCUUUUGUCAAAACGGUACAACACGCCCUGCCCCCUAAAAAACACGCUGGGUGUUGA
Molecule: messenger RNA, 789 nt
Organism: Carassius auratus (goldfish)
Lineage: Eukaryota; Metazoa; Chordata; Actinopteri; Cypriniformes; Cyprinidae
Exons: 2
Coding region: 1-789 (262 amino acids)
Source: RefSeq, a predicted model, not a curated record